This is a messenger RNA of Lachancea dasiensis, 813 nucleotides long. NCBI's taxonomy places the organism in Eukaryota, Fungi, Ascomycota, Saccharomycetes, Saccharomycetales, Saccharomycetaceae. The record is from the annotation of a GenBank genome assembly.
AUGGUUGCUGCGCUUAAAUUGAGUGAUGCGAUUAACCGUAAACGAGAUUUGAAGGAGGCAGAAUCUGACAUCGAUAUCAGCAGCACAGAUUCUGAAAACGACAGCAACAAUAGCGCGGAAGAGCAGGAAAUUGUGAACAUCGAUUUUGAUUUCUUCAAUGGAAAUAAAGAUGUGGAUUUCCACGCUCUAAAGAACUUACUUCGCCAACUCCUGGGUCCACAAGAGUCCAACAAAUUGCAGUUAAGCCCUCUCGCUGACUUAAUCUUGGAUUCCCCUACUACGACCAUCAAGACAGACGGACAGGAGUCUGACCCAUAUUGCUUUCUCUCCUUGAUCGACUACAAGUCCCACAACAGCUCUGAUUUUGCCCGUUAUUUAAGUAACGUGGAUACCAGACUAGCAGAUUUUCUCAAAUCCAUCGAUAACUCCAGCCACACAUGUGCGCUAGUACUUAGCGAACGGCUCAUCAAUAUGCCACCUGAGGUCAUAGCACCUAUCUACAACAUUACCUUAGAAGAUGCUUCAAACGCUCUGGGCAACGGAAAACACUACGAUUACUAUCUGAUCGUCAGCAGGAAGUUCGAGGUCAACGUUGAUGCAGAUGAUGAUGAAAAAGCCGGGAAGAGCCGCAAGCGGGUGAAGACCUCAGAGAUCGAUUAUUUCCACGAGGAAGACCGCUUUUUCGAGCGCCACGCCAAGAUCCAUUUUGAUUCCGAAAGUCGCAAGGGCCUUAUCUCGUCCUACGUCGUGAUAGACCACGCUUCGUUAGUCAAGUCUAUUGAAGAGGUAACCGAAGAGGUAGCGUCUUGGUGA